UCAAAUUUGCAGAUAGAUAUUCUGAUAAAUUUCAUGAUGAAGUGAUGGAAUGCAUGAAAAGGAUCAAAGAACUUCCGCUAAACUCUUAUCAAGUUGUUAACAAUAGUGUAGAUAUUGAACAUGCAUGCUCGGACCCAACUGAAGGUGUAGAUGCUGAAAUUGAAGGUGCACAAUUUGAGCCAACUGAAAAUGUAGAUAUUAAAAGUGCACAUCCUAAGCCAAUUGUAAGUGUAGAUACCGAAAGCGCAUGCCGUGAACCGAUUGAAACAACAUUUACUUUUGUGGAUAGUUUGAGUUCACAAACUGUACAUGGGAUUAGAGUAAAGCCUAAAUUUAGGGCCAAUCAUCGUACAUAUAAAAAUCCAUUAGAUAAAGCACGAAAGAAAAGAUUUCGAAAUCCUAUUGCUCAAACGGAAGCAAAUCAAGAGAGAUGGGAAAUGGCCCAAGCAUUUCAACCUUCAAAUUAUCAAUUUACGUUCACCCCAAUGUGUCAUUUCAAUAAGAAUUCACAGAGUAUGGUGGCGAGUUCUCUUCGAUUACCUGGUAGAUCCAUUGAUGCAUCAUUAUUGCCUCAGCAUAAGUACCAACCAGUUAAUCUUAACAUAUUUCAACAAAACCUUUUUAAUCAUGGGAGUGCUCCUAGUGGAUCCACGAGUGGCCCUUUUGUUGCUUGUGGCUAUCUAACCAUCAACUUGAAUCAGCAAUUUCUCUUGAGCAACCCACAAUUAUCUUAUCAAGAAAGCGUUGUGUGUAACCAGUUGUCAUCAUAACAAUCUGACAAGAAUUAAUCGGUGGGAAGAGCAUCACAUACGUUCCAAUAUUUUGUCAAAGGAUUUAUGUUCCAAGAAGCAAACUCUAAAGACGUUCGGUGUGGAUGUGUUGCCAGUCUAAUAAUUUGUGGCUCUGUAGAUUUUGUACAGUCAAUUUAUUUUUAUCUUGUGGGCCCACUGUAUUAUUAUCAGCUGGCCGAGAUUUUUAAUAAGGUGUCCAUAUAAUGCUUGAGGCAGACCAAAGUAGGAUUUAUCUGGUAGCUGUUUCAAAAUGAUGAU
Messenger RNA from Magnolia sinica, 1049 nucleotides. RefSeq lists its product as uncharacterized. The record is from RefSeq and is a predicted model, not a curated record. Lineage: Eukaryota; Viridiplantae; Streptophyta; Magnoliopsida; Magnoliales; Magnoliaceae. Bases 45 to 770 code for a protein of 241 amino acids. The transcript has 4 exons.